Molecule: messenger RNA, 685 nt
Organism: Paramecium octaurelia
Lineage: Eukaryota; Ciliophora; Oligohymenophorea; Peniculida; Parameciidae
Source: the annotation of a GenBank genome assembly
AAUAAAUGUACAUUGCAUUUAGAUUAGAUGAAGGAGUUAAUCUCUAUGUUGUCGAAUAGGAGUUUGUUAAUCCUUUUUGCAAUCUAGAGAAAACAACUACUAUUGAGUCCAUUGAAAGCACAUUGGAGAGCCUAAAAUAACAUAAUAUAUGUGCUAUUAUAAAUUGCAUUGACAAUGAUCAAUCCAUGAAAGCAUACGGAAUCUACUAUUUAAACAUACACAUCAAUUUUUAAGAUUCAUUGGAAGCUUCAAGAUUAUUCUUGCAUGUAAAAAUGUUUUCUAAAAAGAGUUUUGGACAAAAAUUAAAAAAUCUUCAGUUGCUAUUUACUGCGAAAGCAGCAUGCAAAAGAGUAUAAAAGUUCUUAAAAACUAUUUGAAGCAUCUUUAUCAUUGGGAUGAAGAACGUGUUUAAAAAGUAUUUUAGAUUUUAUAUUAGGAAAUAUAAGAGUAAAAUAAAUUGAAUUAGAUCAUUUCUAAACAUGAACAUGAUGAUUUAUUGCCAAGUGAAAUAAUUUAAUCCCAAAAAUCAUCUAUAUGCAAUGAGUUAAUAUCAGAUGUAAACAGGAAAAAUUAAAUUGAUUGGAACAAAAUAUACGGUUCUUAAGCAUAAAUAGACCAGUAAACAUAAUAAGCAAGAAAGAUUUAAUCCAGAUUCGUUCAAAGCUCAAUACUCAAAAACUAAUGA